AUUUACACAACAGACAACAAUUCACAAUGCUUGCUCGUGUAGGUUUAGCUUCCGUACAAAGACCAGCUUUCCAAGCCUGUGCCAAUGCUGCCAGAUUAUCCUCCUUAACUUUAUUAAGAAGAAUCUCCACCGUCAAGACCACCCAUGAUGAAGCCCAAGAAAUCUUGAUUGCUCAAAGAAAGAAUAGACCAGGAUCUCCACAUUUGACCAUCUACCAACCACAAAUAACCUGGAUCAUGUCCUCCUUCCACAGAAUCACCGGUGUCUUUAUGGCUGGUGGUUUCUACCUUUUGACCUGCACCUAUGGUGCUACUUCCAUCUUGGGCUUACCAUUUGAUUCUUCAGUUUUAGUUGGUGCUUUUGCUUCAUUGCCUGUUGUGCUUAAGGUCGGUAUCAAAGCCAUUUGUGCUUAUCCAUUUGUUUACCAUGUUGGUAAUGGGUUGAGACAUUUAGUCUGGGAUUUCGGUAAGGCUUUGACUAACGAUGGGGUUUACAAGACUGGUUAUGCUGUUUUGGGAGCUACCGCCAUCAUCGGUUCCUAUUUGGCUUUCUUGUGGUAAAUUAGCAUAUAGUGUUUUUAUUUUAUUUAUUUAUUUUAUGCAAAAAUCGUCAUUAACU
This is a messenger RNA of Spathaspora passalidarum NRRL Y-27907, 618 nucleotides long. RefSeq names its product succinate dehydrogenase cytochrome b subunit SDH3. Bases 27 to 560 code for a protein of 177 amino acids. Gene Ontology annotation, biological process: tricarboxylic acid cycle; mitochondrial electron transport, succinate to ubiquinone. Lineage: Eukaryota; Fungi; Ascomycota; Pichiomycetes; Serinales; Debaryomycetaceae. The record is from RefSeq and is a predicted model, not a curated record. Gene Ontology annotation, molecular function: succinate dehydrogenase activity; electron transfer activity. The transcript has a single exon. Gene Ontology annotation, cellular component: membrane.